Vespa mandarinia (Asian giant hornet) is the source of this 2596-nucleotide messenger RNA. Its product is annotated as putative gamma-glutamylcyclotransferase CG2811. Gene Ontology annotation, molecular function: gamma-glutamylaminecyclotransferase activity. The record is from RefSeq and is a predicted model, not a curated record. Gene Ontology annotation, cellular component: cytosol. Lineage: Eukaryota; Metazoa; Arthropoda; Insecta; Hymenoptera; Vespidae.
UUAGUGUGCCAUCGUUCAUUCUCAUCUUUCAUGACCAAUAAAAUCCCGAAUUGGCUCUUCGUAUUAUUACUUUCAUUGGAAUGUAACCAAAAAUACAACGUAUUGUAAAUCGACUAUUACUACUUACGGCUAAUCCGACAUUUUAACGUUGAUCAAAGUCAUAAAGGGACGUGAGUUUCGUUCGUCAGAAAUAUAACUGACAUCUGAUAGACAUAAAUAGAAAUGUGUUUUUUGUUUGGUUCAACUUUACCCAUCAAGUUAAUUAUUUAUGAUACUUCAAGAUAAACGUUAUAUUUUUAUUGCCUUGUGCGUGUUAACUUGUAUAAUACUUAAACGACUUAUUAUAUACUUUAAAUGAAAUAAUUUAAAAGGAUCGAAAAAGUACCAAAAAAAAAUUAUAAAUAAAUAAGAAAGCACGCGUAAGAGAAAGAGAGAUAGGAGGAGUCUAGAGAGAAAGAGAGGGAGAGAGAGAGAGAGAGAGAGGAAAUAUUUAAGAAAGAAAAUGUACGAAAAUCUGUUCAAGAAUCCUUUGCAUCGUAUAUUCGUAUAUGGAACCUUGAAGAGAGGAGAACCAAAUCAUAAACUCAUACAGGAUACGGCUAAUGGAUAUGCAAAAUUUCUUGGAAUUGCUAGAACUACGUCAUCUUAUCCAUUGAUAAUUGCUACUAAAUACAACAUUCCAUUUUUAUUGAAAAAACCAGGAAUCGGUCAUCAUGUGAUCGGCGAGAUAUACGACGUCGAUUCGAAGAUGUUGACGAGAUUGGAUGAACUCGAGGAACAUCCAAAUUUUUAUGAGCGUGUGGAAGAGGACGUUCUCAUGGCAACAGAAUCUAAAUUCAAAUCCAAUAAUAAUUUCGAAGAGAUCGGCUCGUUAACAAAAGCAUGGAUUUACUUUUUACCAAAAUUCAAGGCUUCCUUACUCGAAGGACCGAUGUACGAAUCCUACAGCAAUGAGGGAGAUCAUGGAUUAAAAUAUGGAGAAAAGUACGUUCGCGAUCCUACAUUUGAUCACAGAAGAGAGGUUCGAUGAAUGAUACCAAAUAUACAUAUAUAUAUAUAUAUAUAUAUAUAGACAAUUGUUUUUCUUCUGCUAUCUUUACAGCGACGUAAGUACAGCAACUUAUGAGGACGUACUUUGACAAUGUCCAAGGUCAUGCACGAAUAAAUACGAAUGUAACUAUUGUUUAGUUCAACAUCGCGAUCUGUGAUGAGGUCUUGUAUUCGUAGUAUCUAUAUAUAUAACCAUACGUAUAUGUACAUAUAUAUAUAUAUAUAUAUGUAUAUGUAUGUAUAUAUGUAUAUAAGUAAACAUACGUAUAUCGAAGCUGUAAAUACAAAGAGAAAAGAAAAAAAAAAAGAAAAGAACGAACGAGUUAAGCUGAUCUAAAAAGUAUUUAAUAUUUAAUAUAAGCUUUGUUUUACACUCACCUCUAAAAGUACAUUAACAAUUUCUAUUUCUUGCUCUCUUUCUUUCUUUAAUAAAACAAAAAAGAUAUAUACAUAUAUAUAUAUAUAUAGAUACAUACAAACACACACACACAUAUAUAUAUAUAUAUAUAUAUAUAAAAACAAAGUAAACGAAUCAAUGUGUAGGAUUUAAUCUUAUGAUAAUGAUUAACGCGAAUUCAGAAGAAAAAAAAAAAAACAUCAACAGAGUUAAUAAAUCGGACGACGAGAAACUUCCAUAAAAUUUUAUAGAUAUAUAUAUAUAUAAAUUUGUAUAUACAUAAUGCGAUAUAAUAUUUAAUAUCGCAUCGAAAUAAGGAAACGAUAGACUUUACCGACGAUUUUAUAAAAGAAAAAUUAUUGAUCCCUUUUCUUCGUCUUCUUCUUCUUCUUUUUCUUCUUCUUCUUCUACUUUCAAUAGUACAUAAUACAUAAAUGCAUAAUUUAGGAUUCAGAAAGGAAAUUCUUAUACCCCAAAAAAAUCGUUCUCGAUGAUUCAUUUUUAUUUACUUCCUUUAUCAUUUUAUCAAUAGCCACGUUUUCUCUCUUAUAUGUAUAUAUAUAUGUCUCAACACUUUCUAACUUGAUUUCUUCUUUUCGUCAUUUACUUUUCUUAAAUAUCAUUCUAUCGCUUGUUUUCUUUCUCUCUUUCUCUCGCUCUCAAUCAUGCAACGAUAAAGUCAUUCUAAUUUCAACUAUAUACCGUUAACAGAAGGCAGAUUAUUUCUUCUUCUUCCUUUUUUUUUUUUCCCCUUAUCGCCAUCCAUUGCCAUAAUCGGCUAGGAUCAUUCGAAUGUUCCUCUCUAUUUUUUUUUCUUCGAGAGAUACUAUGCAGUUUCUCUUGCAACAUAUUUUGGAAGCUGAACGCAGAAGCUCUUUUACAACGAUUGGCGUUAAAAACAACGCGAUCAGAGAUACAUGGAGCAAUAUAUAUAUAUAUAUAUGUACACAUAUAUAUAUAUAUUUUUAUUUUUCUUUGUUUAUUAAUUGCAAUUACGAGAUCGAAAACGGAAAGGAUUACGUUUACUCCGUUUAACUUUGCACCACUUUGUCCUUUAUAUAUUUAUAGGAAUAAACGCUUACAUGGACACUUUAAAGCGUUUUACGUAUAGAUAAUAGUUUGAGUGGUGCGGACUAAAGUCAAUAAAAA